Rhipicephalus microplus (southern cattle tick) is the source of this 690-nucleotide messenger RNA. RefSeq names its product probable ATP-dependent RNA helicase vasa-like. The record is from RefSeq and is a predicted model, not a curated record. NCBI's taxonomy places the organism in Eukaryota, Metazoa, Arthropoda, Arachnida, Ixodida, Ixodidae.
AUGAGCCGGCACUACCUAAAUCCUCAGCAGGAGUGGUGCUCCAAAGAAUGUUUCAAGUGUGGCGAGGAGGGGCAUACGAGUGGCGAGUGCCCCAACCCAGACGCUGGUGGCGUAAGAGGGAGAGACUUCUCCAAAGACAGGGGUUACCGGCCCCGCGGUUUCUUGAAGUUCCAGCAGAAGGGCCACAUGGCCAAUGCUGCACGAACGAGGUUUUGUCUCGAAUGGGCUCUCGACAGCAAACCAAUGGAGGCACCCUGUGUUUCGGCUUCUCUUCCUACGGAUGAGGACACGCUCUUGUCGACCAUCUCCACCGCUACCAAAUUCGACAAGUACAAUGUCAUUCCCGGAGAAAAGUACGCCGUCAAUAUUUCUUUGGUCGGCCGGGACUUCAUAGCCUGCGUACAGACUGGUUCUGGAAAGACGGUGGCAUUCGUGCUACCCAUUCUGCACACGCUGCUGAGUGACACUGGCCUCAAAAACCUAUCCUACCAGUCCGUGGAAACUCCGAAAGUAGUGGUCGUGUCGCCAACCCACGAGUGGCCCACCCGGAUAGCCCAGGAUGCACACAUGUGCGCCGAGGAGUUCAUCCUCAAGAGUGUGCUUGUGUACAGAGGGACGUCGGCGCAGCACCAUCUGACCGUCUUGUCUCAAGGCUGCCACUUCCUGGUGGUCACCAUCGGCCUUAGGUAA